CAGAAUUCUGUGUUGACCUCAUUCAGCUGGCGGUAAUACACCUGUUAGGAGUAUCUGUUUGUCAACACACCAAGAAACAUGGCCUUUGCAAUGUCUGUGGAUCAGUUUCGGUGUAGCAUCUGUCUGGACAUCUUCCGCAAUCCUGUCUCCAUUCCAUGCGGGCACAACUUCUGCAUGACGUGCAUCAAACGCUUCUGGGAUAUCAGACAUAAUUCGGAGUGUCCGCUUUGCAAAGAGGCCUUCAAACCCCGUCCAGAACUCAGGGUCAACUUAGGCUUAAGAGACAUCACAGAGGAAUUUAAAAAGACCAUGACAGGCAAGCCAGCACACAAGCCACGACCACCACCAAGGAGAAGUCUGCCAAACCAAUCUUCUAUUACCGAUGACAUUUUUUGUGACGUCUGCAAUGAUAAGCAAAUAUUGGCAAACAAGUCGUGCCUCGUUUGCCAGGUGUCUUAUUGCGAGGUUCACCUGACGCCUCAUCUAAGGGAUCCAGUGUUAACGACACACAGGCUGACAGAUCCGGCCACCUUUAUCACCAGUCACCUCUGCAGAAGUCACAACACACUCCUGGAUAUGUUUUGCAAGAGGGAACAGAUGCCUGUCUGUAUGAAAUGCAGAGAGAGGGACCACAGACACCACGAGUUAGUCCCGAUAGCGCAGGAGAGCAAAAGAAUCAGGGCUCAGAUGAAAAGGGUCGAUGCAGAGUAUCAGCAGAUGGUCCGUGCCAGACUCAAAAAGCUCAAGGAGAUCAACACUUCAGUGGACUUGAGCAAAACAAAUAAGGAACGGGAGAUACAAACAAGCAUUGAAGUCUUCAGCACGGUGAUCAGCGUCAUAGAGAAAAACCAGGCUUUGCUCUUUGAGGAGAUCGACCAGAAGCAGCAAGAGACUCAAAGUGUGGAGGUGGAGCUUAUCAGCGAGCUCGAGCAGGAGAUCAAUGAACUGCAGAGGAGGCGAAGUGAGCUGCAACACCUGGAGCACACCGAGGACCCUCUUCAUCUCCUACAGAGUUUCCCCUCUCUGAGCACGCCGCUGUCCUCCAGGGACUGGUCCAUGGUUAGAGACCAGUCGGACAACUACAUAGGGGCAGUGAGGAGAGCUUUCUCCAAGCUGGUGGAAGUCUGCCAUACACUUGAGAAGCAACUGUCCGCCGAAGAAAUUAGAAAGACAAGUCAGUAUGCAGUGGAUGUGACUCUGGAUCCAGUGACAGCUUCGGGCUGGUUGUGUCUGUCCCCAGAUGGGAAACAGGUGAGCCUCAGCCUCCAGCAGAAAAAACCCUGUCCCCCUGACGACCCCCGCAGAUUUGACGCCUGCGUCUCCGUUUUGGGGAAACAAAGCUUCACCUCUGGGCGACAUUAUUGGGUGGUUCAGGUUGGAGAUAAAACAGACUGGGAUCUCGGUGUGGCCAAGGAGUCCAUCAACAGGAAGGGGGCCAUCACAGUGUGUCCCGACAGUGGCUACUGGGCAAUCUGUCGCCGCAAGGGCGGCAGCCUCAGCGCCUGCGCCGGCCCCUCCGUCACCCUCCAGCUCUACGAAACCCCCCAGAAAGUUGGCAUUUUCCUGGAUUGUGAGGAAGGAAAGGUGUCCUUCUAUGAUGCAGAAGCAAAAACUCACAUUUACACUUACAGCGAAUGUCUCUUCAACGAGCCUCUAUAUCCGUACUUAAACCCAUGUCUCCAUGACAACGGGAAAAACACAGCCCCUCUGAUCAUCUGUCCUGUUGAGGUUGGGCACGCUGAGAGAUUGUAGCUUUUUGAACGGGAGACUCAGGGCACACUUAAGACAGCAAAGUCCUUAGUGUGAAAAUUUGAAUAAAAAAAUAAUUUUAAUUAAUUUUAUCCACAAUCAUUAAAAUAAAACGCAGAUACUGAUAAUCAGCAAAAUGCCAAAUAUCGACCCCAAUAAUCGGCCAUGCUGAUAUUCUGUCGACCCCUAGUUGCUGUGUUUAAAAUCGCUAAAAUUUACUGCUGCUGAGCAGCUAAGAGUCAACUUUCAAGAGCACACGCAUUUUAAAAAAUGAAUUAAAAAAAAAAAAUUGAAACACAUUAACUAAUGUGCAGAUGCUGAAAGUGACUAAGUAGCCUAUAUCUAAACAGAGGCAAAUAUUAUUCUUUUUAAUCCAUUACAUUUAUUUGAUAUCUUUAGUUACUUUGCGGAUUCAGAUUAAUCAAACAAAAUGUAAUCAACAAUGAAUUAUCGUGCAUUAUUGUAAGUGUAGAUGAAUCUUUAUUGAUAUUCAAGCAUGAAUUCACAAGCUAAGAAGCGGUACACAUGAACAUAAGUAAAAUGAGCCCCACCAAGUGUUAAAUAUUAACAAAGAGGCCAGAAGUUAGAGAUUUUUUCUAGGAAAACAGGAUUUCAAAUAAUAAUAAUACAUGUUAUUAUGCUCUGGGACUAAAACAUACAGUGAGUGUAAGCAGUGUUUAGAACUGUGAAACUGAUUAUUUGAUGCUGUUUUUCUGUUAAUUUGUAAAAUAAUUCUAACUUUACCUUUAAUCAUGUUCAUGCACUACGGAUGCUUUUGCACCUUACAUAUUGAAAUUUUCUUUUUUGUCUCAGUGCAUCUGAAGUUUGAGAACGUUUUACUUAUUUGGACGCUGUCCCCUGUUAAAUUAUUGAAUGCCAGAUUUGGUUUACAGCUGACACAUGCUGCUAAUUAGCCAUCGAAAUUGGUACAAAACAGAUGUGAAGGAUUGUUAAUCACUGUGAUGAAGUUGAUUCAGUUACUUCAACCCCUUAUAUAUGAACAAGUGUAAAUCAAUGUUUCUUACAUAUUUGUACAAAAUAUAAGUGUGGGUGUGGGUCUUUUUCUUUUAUUAUUUUAAGCUUUUGCUCACAUGGAACCAGGAUAUCACUUCUUUAAACCUUUUUUAUAUUGACUGAUUUAUUUUUGCUUACAUUUAUGAAGACAAAUUACAAAAAAAGACCAUGUGUUUUUUCUGAGGGUGUAAGCUACCAGUGUAUAAAAGAAUGUGUAUACUUUAACUGUUAAUGAAUAAACCUAAAAAGAAAAAAAUG
Molecule: messenger RNA, 3021 nt
Organism: Plectropomus leopardus (leopard coralgrouper)
Lineage: Eukaryota; Metazoa; Chordata; Actinopteri; Perciformes; Serranidae
Product: E3 ubiquitin-protein ligase TRIM21-like
Molecular function (GO): zinc ion binding; protein binding
Source: RefSeq, a predicted model, not a curated record